AUGUCCGGGAAAAAAAGAUCUGCAACCAAUAACAUUAAGAUCGUUAAGAAUGGUACCACUCUAUCUGGUAAAGAUCUCGCCCAAUCACUUAACACCUAUUUCUUAAGCGUGAGUAAUGACCUACCACCACUGAAUCCUCUCCUGCUACCUGCCUUUCUCCCUGCACCAAGGCCUGUACCAAAAAUUUUCCCUGACGAAGUUUGCACUAAGAUGCUCAAUACAAAAGUUUUCAAAUCCAGCGGUCCUGACAAUAUUCCUAACCGGAUUAUUAAGGAUUUCGCGUACGAAUUGGCCGAACCUGUAUGUCACAUCUUUAAUACAUCUCUGUCCACUGGUGAAUUCCCUAACAUAUGGAAAGAUGCAUUAAUUGCACUAAUUCCUAAAGCGCCAUCCGUAUCCUGUGAGGAGGAGUUGCGCCCAAUCUCCCUUACAGCCUCUAUGUCCAAAAUUCUUGAGGACUUUGUGGUCAAUUGGAUGGUGGAUGACGUGAAACAUAAAAUCAACCCAAUUGGGCCCUAUUUUGUUCAUAAUUAUGAUCAACGAUCUUGAACUGGCAUCCUCUAGCACUGACCAUUGGAAAUACGUGGAUGACGUAACAAUAUCGGAGUCCUUAAAGAAAAAUGAAGUUUUAGUCCUACAAUCUGAUCUUAACACAAUUGAAAGAUGGACUGUUAAUAACAACAUGAAAUUGAACGGAAGAAAUGCAAAGAAAUGAUAGUGAGUUUCGUCCGUAGCGAGAAUGACAUCCCCCGACUCCUCAUUGAUGGUUUACCUCUAGACUUAGUUCCUUCUUUCAAAAUUUUGGGCUUAACCAUGAACAAUAAAUUGAAAUGGCAAGAUAACACUGAAGCGUUAGUUAAAAAAGCCUCAAAACGCUUAUACAUUAUUCGUGUCCUACAGCGCUGUGGUCUUCCCCCCAAUGACCUCUUACUAGUCUACUUUUCUAUGGUGCGCUCUAUCUUAGAAUAUGCCUGUCCUGUCUGGCACACCAUAUUACCAAAGUGUUUGGGGGUAAAAUUGAAAAAGUUCAAAAAAGAGCUUUCCGUAUUAUUUAUCCGACAACAGAUUACGAAGAUGCUCUCAACAUCGCUAAAUGCAAGCGUCUUGUCGACAGACGUCAAGAGCUAUGUGCUAAAACAUUCAAAAAGAUCUUAAAACCCGAUGCUCACCUCAACCACCUCUUACCCCCACUCCGUGAAGAAUCGCAUGAACUGGACUUAAGAAACAAUUCUAACUUCACAUUAACUAAAUGCAGAACGGAACGUUUUAAAACUAGUUUUAUACCAGCAAUGACUGCUAAUUUUAAUAGUAAAUAAUUUGUAGUAUUUUAACAACUGUACAUAUACGAUAUAUUUAUAUUUAUAUUAUUUGAUACUCAUCUUUUAUUAUGUUUCUGUAAGCAUAUUGCAAUUCAAAAUGUGUUUCUUAAUAAACCUUUAAUAAUAAUAAUCUUACUUGUUCGUGUUUAUUUCGAAAUUGCAAACGAUAUUUUCUCCUUUGUGAGUUGUUAAAAAAGCUAAUAAACCAUAAAUAAGCAUAAAGUUUACGAAUAACACGAAAUAGCCGAUUAAAUCAAUUAAAUAAACAAAUAAUUUGAGUAAAAGCAGACUUUAAUUUUACGGCGAGAAAUGAAAGCUGAUGAAACCGAAUUAUUUUUUUUUGUCCUUAAAAGAGUUUUGAACUUCUGGUGAUUGUGGCAUAAGUAUAUUUGAAGACAGAACUGGAAAUAGUUUUUGAAAAAAAAUACCUAAAAAAAUUACAAUCCAGACAAACAAGUAGCCUGCAUGGCAGGCGGUCUAAAAUACCAGGCUUGCCCAAUUUUAGGAACCGCCUGCCAUGCAGGCUAACAAACAAGCGUCUCAAGAGUAGAAAAUGGGUUCGUAGACUAGAUGUUGGCGCCGUCUUGGCGGCGCUUGUCGGAUUUGUAAAAUGUAUUAAAAGGCUUUGCAUUUUCUUCCUGAUUUAAUAUAUUUAACCGUUAGAGGACAAUAUAAAUUUGCGAAGUCUGUUUUCUUAAUUGCAUGGGAAAAAUUGGUUCAGUUUUGCUGUUAUUGUUUGUUGCGGAUUUUGUGGUCUUCAAUUUUCGAGUUUUCUUCACAAAUCGACGUAAAUGCUUGUAUUUUCUGCCUGACCAGUCUUAAAGAUGAACAUUUGAGAGCCGCUACUGAUUAUAGCAGAACGGUAGUUCGCGAUGCCAUGAAUUUGCGGAGCAAGUUUAGAGAUGUUGGGAACAGGGAAACAAUCAGUAGGCUGGAAGAAGUCAUAAAUAGUAUUGAUACUUCAAUCGUCUGGCAUGUCAAAUGCUAUUCCCUAGCUAUUUACAAGCAAAGACAAAAUUCAGCGCCUGGAGAAAAAGUGCAACAAAGAUGAGGCGUCUGCAAUAUCAACCUCAAGUCCGCGUAAAACGCGUGCGCAAACAAAACAAGUUGAUUGGGAUAAAUGUGCUUUCUGUCAGGUUCAUACGAAUGAGCGCUUAUCGUCAGUUAUGGCAUUUAAGACGAGUGAACAAAUUAUUAAGAUUUCUAAGUUUGACAAAAUACUGUGCACUCGAUUUGCGGGUAUCUCAGAUUGGAUAGCCGCUGAAGCUAAGUACCAUUUAUCAUGCUUCAGUGCAUCUAAAAGAUCAAGGGAUAAGAGAAAGAGUGAAAUGAAAGACAAUGACUUAGCAUUGGUUUGGUUGUCCAAAAAAUUGGAGUAUGCAGCUGACAAGGGCCAUGUUAUUAGACUUGAUGACGCAUGGGAAAGAUACACUAUAUUAGCCGAAAAAGCGGGCAACACGCUUCCCUCUUAUUUUAUCAGUCUAAGGGCGACUUUUAAGGACAAACUUGUGCAUAUGGUUGGAGACAUCAUAGAGUACGUGCAAUCAUUUGAACGGGGGCUGUCUGAGCGUCACAUCUUGCUAAUUCCCAAAAAGUGCGCUAAAAUGGCUCUGUCCCAGUUAGUAGCCCAGGGUACGGCUGACGAAGAAGACGAUGAACUAACUCUGCCUGUUUAUCACCAACAAGACGAUUUCCUCUCUCUUAAUUGUUCAUGUGGCGUUGAUGAUACGAGCUGA
This is a messenger RNA of Paramuricea clavata, 3055 nucleotides long. NCBI's taxonomy places the organism in Eukaryota, Metazoa, Cnidaria, Anthozoa, Malacalcyonacea, Plexauridae. The record is from the annotation of a GenBank genome assembly.